Molecule: messenger RNA, 981 nt
Organism: Ramularia collo-cygni
Lineage: Eukaryota; Fungi; Ascomycota; Dothideomycetes; Mycosphaerellales; Mycosphaerellaceae
Exons: 1
Coding region: 1-981 (326 amino acids)
Biological process (GO): protein phosphorylation
Molecular function (GO): protein kinase activity; ATP binding
Source: RefSeq, a predicted model, not a curated record
AUGGAAGAUACAUACUCUACACCGAAAGAGAGAGUCAAGGAGACUCACUACCUCGUAAAGUCGCUCGGAACUGGAAACACCGCCGGCGUAUACAUUUACAUUCCCAAAUCAGUAGCCGAGCCAGCAAUGGCGCAGUAUGGAGAAGGCGACAUUGAAGUCGAUGAACGUUUUGCGCGGCUUCGAGGUGCCGUGGGAUGUAUCAAGAUCCAAGAACAUGCUUCUCCAGAGCAUUUCAAUCUGGACUCCGAGAUCGACGCAUUGCAGCACAUCAAUCGUCUGGGGGAUGCUAGAUUGAGCAAAAUGUUUGAAUAUCAUGAUGCUCCGCGCUGGGCAGAUUGGUACAAGCUAGAAGGUUUCUCGGGAGGUUCCUUGGAGAAAUAUGCUCUCCAGCUUGACACAGCUCCACCCGCUGCCUUGGGCUGGCACAUGGUUCAUGAGCUAUGUGGAGCGUUGUUGAAUCUUCAUUUUGGAGCUGUUCUUGACGACUCUUGGCCUAUGUUCUUCCACGGAGACCUUACCUGGGACAACGUCUUGUUMCGCCCGACAUACUCCACCUCGACUUCCUACAUGGACUACCCAAGCCUGGUCGUGGUCGAUUUUGGAGAGGCACGGUCGCUGAAGAGCAUGAAUUUAGAUGCAGAAGCGAAGGGGUUCUUUGCAAAGCAGUACGAGGACUUGCGGACGUCGAUGGACGCUGUGUCGAGAGUUUUCGGGCAUGUGCCAGCCCUCUUGAACCUUGGAGCACGCUUGGACAAGCAUGAGAAGAAGCAUGCAGCGUUCGAGAAUUCAAAUGCGGCACUGAAGAAGUUGUUGGUGGCAUGGGAGGCUGAGGCUGCGCGCGAGAGGGAUGCCGCAUAUGUCGCCCUUUCACCAGCAGAUGCUCAGUACUUCGGACUCGAGCUGAUCACUGAUAAGGAGAUACAAGCCGGGCUAGAUGCACAGCAAGAGCAGGAAAUGAUGGAUGCUUUGCCGAUAGGUUAG